AUGCCUCUGGAAGUGGUGGUAGAACUACAGAUCCGGGCGAUUUCUUGUCCAGGGGUGUUCCUUCCUGACAAGCAAGAUGUGUACCUUGGGGUGUACCUCCUAAAUCAAUACCUGGAGACCGACUGCUUUCCCUCUGUGUUCCCUAUUAUGAUUCAGCAGAGCAUGAGGUUUGAAAAGGUAUUUGAAAAUGCCAUAGAUCCUGGCGCUGUAGCAGACAUUUUAGAAAGCUUCCUAACCAGGUUUGAAUUAAUACAACUAGUACCUCCAGUGUGGGAGGAGUUGGCCUGCUAUGAAGAAAACACACGGGAUUUUCUUUUCCCUGAACCCAAGCUGACACCUUCGCUCCCUGGGAUGUGCAGGGAGGUGCUCAUGAAGACGAUUGCAGGGUUUCCAGGCAUUGCUCCCAAAAUAGAGUUUUCUACAAGGACAGCCAUCAGAGAACGAGUGUUUCUGCAAAGAAACAGAUUUUCUGAAGAAAGAUAUAAUAAGUCAAGAAGGCCUUUAUGUGCAACAGAUGGACCCAAACGCCCCAUAAAUAAUAUGAAGACGACGCCAAAGGAGAGUAAUCUCAACAGACUGCCCCAAAGCAUGCAGUCCCAUGCUCCCUCUCCCGUUUCCCCCUGGCGCUGCUUUCACGACCAGCCAGCUCAGCUGAACCUUGGAAAUAACAUCAGAAUCUCCGGGGGAAGCAAACCUCCAUUUGUAGUUAGACACGUGGACAGUGCAAAGCCUUUUGGUGAGAAUAUUUCAGAGUAUCAGUCCCGGAAGUCGAGAAGAAAACUUAAGUUUUCAAACUUGCCUUUUCCGGGGAGAAGAGCUUCUUCUCUUGACAGCCUUGCCGCUAACGUAAAGGUCAUCAAAGAGCCAGAUGAACGGAUUGUUUUAAGGAAAGAAUCAUCAUCACCUUUAGAUUCUAGUAAGUUCGGAAAACCCUCGCCCAUUUGCAGUAACCAAGGGGAUGCCGAUUUCCAUGGGGAAGCUUCGUUUGCUGCCUCCCAGCAUUCCAGAUCUCCUAGCCCUCUUCUGGAUCAGCCCCUUCUCUGCGAUGAAAGGUUCCACCCUUGCUUUCAGUCCUCGUGGAGGAAGACCCACGAAAGGGUGUGCAGUCUCCUGACACCCCACAGAGCUCAGCAACACCUACACAAGGAAUAUUCUGUCUCUGAAGCAAAGUAUAUCACUGAAAGACCAAGCUACCCGCUGAAGGAAUACCCAGUGCAUGAACAGAGAUAUUUUUAA
Molecule: messenger RNA, 1236 nt
Organism: Neomonachus schauinslandi (Hawaiian monk seal)
Lineage: Eukaryota; Metazoa; Chordata; Mammalia; Carnivora; Phocidae
Gene: SPATA6L
Product: spermatogenesis associated 6 like
Exons: 12
Coding region: 1-1236 (411 amino acids)
Biological process (GO): spermatogenesis
Molecular function (GO): myosin light chain binding
Source: RefSeq, a predicted model, not a curated record